CGAGUGUGCGCCCGGUGCCCGUUAUCUGCACAUCUGCAUUGUGGUCCUUCGCCUUCGUCCUCGACACCGUCCACGGUGAACUUAUGAACUAGCGAAGAGUUUAGGUUGAUCGUUGGGCGCGAUCGCGGGUGACGCAAUCGUUCGAUCGGUCUGUGUGUCCCGUGCGCCGGUGACAAUGACCGGCGGUGGUCCCGAUACCUACACCGCCGCCCGUUAGCGAUAGUGCAGUUUCCUGGGCGUGAGAGUCUUGGGCCGAGAUGUCGACGGCGGUUGCCGAUGGCGAGCCGGCCACAGUAACCCCGGCCGGUAACGGCUCGGCGAGUGGACCCCGUGUCUCCUUCAACCGAGACGUCCAUGUGAAGCGUAUCGGCCCCCGUACCGAGCCGACCCGUGUCCAGACCCCGAACGGCGCGGUCCGUAAGGAACUCCCGGAAAACCUCUCGCAGGAAGCGCUCCGCAAGGAGGCUGAGUUUGUGCUUGCCCAGGCCGACAGAAUCGACCGUCGGACGCGCUCCAACAGUGCCGGAAGUCCACUGUCGUCGGGCGCACCAGCCGCCAACCUCAGUUCAGAUCGCUUCAACUCGCUCCCGUCGCGCACGAAGUCUCGCACGAAGCGAGUGACCCGCUCGUCGAGUGACGCCGCGUCGAAGAAGCCACCGGCCAGCGGCAAGGGAGGUCUGUUGAAUCUAUUCGGCGGCCGGAAGUCGGCCGCUUCGGCACAGGAUGAGCCACCGUUGAGCGCUCCACCACGCUCCACUACCAACCUUGGGCGGAGCAAGAGUGACGUCGGUAGUUCGGCUGGCGGCGUGAGACCACAGACGCCGGGUCGGGCACAGCAACGGACACGGGUGCCUCGCCGGGCCACGCAGGAGUUGGGUGAGUUGCGAUCGAUCGGCGGGAAAAGGCAUGAUCCACUGACACCGAUCAUCGAGGCCGCAACACCGCUGGAGAACGCACCCCAGGUCGAUCCGCUUACGGCGUUCGUGCACCGUGCACGGGCCGUGUCCGAGGAACCUCAGGGCGCAGGGCGAAGGACCCUGGCCAAUAACGCCUUCGCGCACCACGGCAUGGAAGCCGGCUCGAGGUCCGUGGGGAACUUGCACAGCUCGCAGCUACCGCCGGAGAAGCCGCACCUCACGAAGGGCGUCACGGUCGAGAGUAUCGUGAAGCGGUUGUCCAGCGAGCGGCAUUCAUCGCCCCCACCGGCCCAGAUCGUCAGCGGAGGCUUCUCCUACACCCGGCACACGCCGGCACCAAGCGGCACCGAACCCGAGCCCUCGUGUCGGACCUUUACUACCUCCGAGCGAGAAUCGGCCAAGAUGAGACCCUCGACCGGGUUCCUGGAUGCGACGCAGCGGCCCAGUCCGCCGCUGCCCAAGUACCGACUGGACGAGGCGGACCACUCGCCGCGCUCGUUGUUCCGCACCGUGCGCCACACCAACAGCGACGAAGACGAGGGGCUCGGCGGCAUCGACUAUAGCCGCCACGGCCAUGGCCCAGUGCCGCGCUACAAAUCCUCGGCCUACCUCAGCACCUCAGGGCCGGGCCUAUCGCAGUCAGCCAUACCGCCGCCACAGGAGCGUACGUCUCCGAAGGCGUUCUUCAGCGCCUCGGACGAGGAUCAUCUAAUCACGCCCCAUAUCCGCUCGACGCCGGUAUUCGGCGAGCGGGGCAGCUACACGACGAGCAGCUACACGAUGCACUACCGCGGUCAGGCCGACGGCAAGGAGCACCUGCCGGAGUUCCACGAGCUGGCCCAGCGCCGCGAGAUCCUCGAGUCCCGGAUCCGGUCGCGGAUCGGUUCCCGGGAUCUGCUCGAUCGGUUGUCGCCGGAACGGCCCGUACCUAUCCAGCUCCAGACUGCCGGGAGCGCAGGAAACGGAGUACAUUACCGGACCACGGUGGACCGGCUGCUGCAGCGUGAGUCGCCCCGCCGGACCUUAUCGCCGACGUUCCGGGAGGUGGAUACGGCCGCCCAGAAUGGCCUGAGGGUAACGCGAUCGUCGACCUCCAAGAACUCGUCGGCCGGCGGGUACAUGGAAACGCACGUCACGAAGACGGUCGUCAACCGGGACGGGAAGCCGGUGUCGGAAGAGUAUGUCGAGCGACGCAAGUACCCGGGCGAGGCGGUGGAAGCAGUCAGCACGUCGAAAACGAUCUACGAUCGCGACGGUUCGGCUGGGCGGACCGAGGUGAAGCGCUACAACCGUUACACGCCGGUGCCGGAGCAGCAAACCGGAGUGGGGGCCCGGCACGUCGCCGACAAGGGUGACUCAGGGAUUGAGAACGACUUCCGGAAAGACUCGUUCAACCAGGAGUUUAUGGUGGGGAACAGGUUUACGCUGACGGAGAACGUUGGCGCCUGCGAGGACUUCCUGCGCAUGGAGCGCACCCACACGAACAGCUGCAUGCGCAAACCCCGAGCGAAGUACGCGUACCGGGAGCGAAGCAUCGACGAUGGAUCGAGGUACGAUCCACGUUUGGAUGACAUUUCGACCAGCCGCAGCUACACCCGCGAUCCCGCGAAGCCUUCGCUGAAGGCCGAGAAGAAGACGGGCAGUCUGGCCAAGGUUAAGCAGUUCGUCAGCUCAACGCGCAAGAAGUUGACACGCCUGGGCACCGAGGACAAGCGGGAGCCGCGUUCCGGGUCACGCUCCGGAAGUCUGCGCUCGGACAGUGAUCCGUCACGCGUACCGGACAUCGCCACUCGGCGGCGUCUCUCGACGCCCAAGUCCAGCCCGUCGUCCGCCAAGCGGUCACUUUCGUUCUCCCGGAGCUCCAAAGUGUCGACGGCCAAUAGUGCGGCGACGUCGCCGGACGUGCAGAAGCCACCGUCCACGAAACCGGACUGGUUCAAGUCGUUCGAUCGGCUGUCUCGCAAGAAGCUCCUGUCGAGCUCGAAGACGAACGUAAACGGCGGGGACACGAAGACACUUCCUUCGCCGGCCAAACAGACGAAGAGUUUGCGCUUCUUCGGUGACACCGACACGGAGUACGGCGAGCAGCCGUCCUACCGAUCGGCACGGAGUAAUCUUUCGAAAACCGACAAGAAAUAUCGCAGUGCCCACGAUCUGGACGCAGCGCCUAGGAUGCGCGAAGCUGCCCGCAACCGCUCGUCCUCGUUGCACAACCUGGACGAAGAGGAUGAGCUGAAUCUGCGGGGCCCAGGAUACCGUACAAUGGAACAGCACUCCAGCACCCUGAUUCGCACGAGAUCGCCAUCGCCGCCACCGUUAGCCCCGUACAGUCGGCAGGAGCGGAGCAUGUCGCGGAACCGGACACACCACCGGUCCCGUGAGACGAACAUUGAUGUGGUGGACACCGACCGACAGCGAUCCCAGACACCGAUGCGCCACGGCCGAACCAGCGAACACAAGAAGCCCCCGGUGGGACCACCGAAACCUGCGCGCACCUUCGAACGGCGGGACAGUUUGAACAGGGACAUUGAUCGGAUUUUGGACAGCUCGGGAACGGAGGGAGAAUCUAGUCAGCAAAGUCAGCGCAGCGUAGUCUUUCUGCACGCCACAACUGUUGGAGAUAUUCCACAUCCGCAGAUCGCGAAUGCCCGCCGGCGGGCGUAUUCCCGCGAGUCCCUCAACCAGUCGGUUGCCUCGUCGAAGAAGGUUCAGCCUAUGACGCGUACCGUGUCCCGCUCCAUUUCGGUGCUGGCGCCCUGGAAGCCGAAGAACGUCCGCGAGGGCUAUGAGAUCGACUACCACAAGGAGCAGCAGACGAAACCGAUCUCAACGCUGCCACGUCCGGGAACGUUGAACCGCGCGAAUCGUGAUCGCCGUCAGCCGGCCCGGGACGAUCCGGACUCGGACAAGAGUUCGGCGUUCGAGCAAUCGGCGGGACGCUCCAGUGUCGCCUCGGAGCAACGUCGGCCGAUCGGUGGCGGAUCGGGAGCCACACCGUACGCCUCGACCACGUUGCCUAGCUCGCGGCGCGUGAAGGACUCGAUCGCCCACUACCCAUCGCGUACCGGUGGCAGUGGGUCAAACCUCAAGUACCGUCGAUAGUCGACCAGAGCACAACACUCAACGGAGGCGAAUAUACUUUAUUGGAUUUCACUGUGACGGCGUACUGGAGGAUUACGGAAAGUAAAAAAACGACAAGAAGUUUGAUGUAACCAAUACGAAACGUAGAGCAGGCCGGUUCCGCCGUGUUCCGCUAUCUUCAACUCCCGCACUGUGCCCCGUUUAACAGCACUUAAACAAACAAAGUCUAACUAGAUAUUGGUUUUCGCGCCACUUACGACUGACCCCUUAGCGAAGCGUACCCGAGAUGGAUAAAGUUUUCCUUUCUUUUUAUUUUAUUUCGUUCAGGAUUCUAAUAAUCUAAUAAAGAAAUAUGUAUCGCGCGACCCGCAAACAAU
Anopheles cruzii is the source of this 4375-nucleotide messenger RNA. RefSeq names its product serine/arginine repetitive matrix protein 2 (gene blo). The record is from RefSeq and is a predicted model, not a curated record. The transcript has 9 exons. The coding region runs from base 258 to 4019 and encodes 1253 amino acids. NCBI's taxonomy places the organism in Eukaryota, Metazoa, Arthropoda, Insecta, Diptera, Culicidae.